Molecule: messenger RNA, 1208 nt
Organism: Mytilinidion resinicola
Lineage: Eukaryota; Fungi; Ascomycota; Dothideomycetes; Mytilinidiales; Mytilinidiaceae
Exons: 7
Coding region: 87-950 (287 amino acids)
Biological process (GO): proteolysis
Molecular function (GO): serine-type endopeptidase activity
Source: RefSeq, a predicted model, not a curated record
CAAAUCAAACAGAGUUCACGUCAAUUUGCAACCUAAGUUCUAUCAUCUAUAGCGUGACUCUCAUUCUCGAUAUUCUCUCGGCUGCAAUGAGAGCUCUCGUUGCUAUUCUCCUGCUAAGCCUGCAGACUCGCUGGGUCCGUGGACUCACAACUCCGACAUUGAAAGCGCGCUAUCAUCGUCCGGAAGGGGUUGAGCUUCUUGAUGACGAGUACAUCGUUCUACUACGUCCCGGUUAUACAAUAGAAGCGGAUUGCGAAUGUAUCGGGCGAGACUUGCAAAAGGACCGCUCUUUCCACCAUCUUGACUCCAUCAACGGAUACACUGCCCAACUAAAUUCGAACACAGUUCACGACCUUAUUCGCAAUGACCCAGGAGUUCGCCUUGUUGAACAUGGCUUCAAGGUUCAGAAUGUUCAACCUGUGCGUACAAACUCCAGCGAAAACGUCGACGACGCGUCUCCUCGUGCGAAGAGUAAACAUACCAAGAGGUGGGAUAUCCACCAUCUCCAAUACUAUUGGUGGCAUAAUAUACAAAUAUCAGUAGAGCAGAAAAUUGACCCUCUCCCUGAUUCGGGAAACGUUGACGUUCUCAAAGGAGCAGGUACAGGAGCUGUGAUCUACGUAUUUGAUACCGGGAUCCAGAUUGAUCAUGGAUGGUUCAGGAAGGACCAGGCUAGGGAUUUUAACCUUCCUGAUCCUAGCCAACCGUCCUUCGCAUAUGAGGACAUGAAAGACCACCACGGCCAUGGUAUACAUGUCGCCGGCAUCGUAGUCCAGGCAGCGCCCUGGUCGAUAGUUGUCAACGUGAAGGCUAUGAAUGGGGAUGGAGAAGGAGAGUACCCGGGUACCUUGCGUGCCUUGAAUGAUGUUAUUACCGAACACAAAAUGUCAAAGCCAAAAGCCCGAUUGGUGGCGAGGUUCCGUGAUCAACAUGUCUCUCGCAAUACCUAGGGCUCAGGAAAGCACGGAGGAUGCCCUCAGGCCAGCCCACGACGCGGGAAUACCAAUAGCGGUGGCCGCAGGAAAUAACAACGAGGAUGCAUCAAAUACGAUGCCUUGUAGAUAAGUGGAACCCCACGUUGCUUAAAUUUCUACAGUACUAGGAGGCCAUCAGUCUGGGCAUAAAGAUAGUACCGCUUGAUUGCCACUUUUGAAAGCUAGGUACCACUGCCAGGAGCAACUCCGUUGCCGUGAAGCGUUUCAGUCAAG